ACAACAAAGAUUGGAGGUUUCUUUCUGUGUUGUUCACUUGUUUGGUCUCUUUCUUUCAACCUUAACCCUUCCAAACCAACACAUAUAAAAAUCAACCCUCUCUUCUUCUUCUCUCUCCGCGGGUUGAGUUGAACUUCAAGAACCUCAUAAAACCCUUUCUCUCUCUCUCUCUCUAGAUCUGUUCAAAUCCGAAACCAUUUCCGCUCUAAUUUCCAAGAGCAAACCCUAAUCCGCUCUCUCUGUAUGAUACUAGAUUUCCCCUCCUCAAAGGCGUAGUUUUGUGUCGAUUUGUAAAUUCAUUCGGUAGUUUAGGUUAGAAUUUUUGUGUCAAGUUUUUAGGGUUUUGAAUCGGUGAGAUGAAUCACAACAACAGCAACAAUAGAGCGAGGUACCCUCCCGGGAUGGGACUUGUGCGCGGGGGUUUCAAUCCGAACCUGAGCCAGAACCCGAACCAGAACCAGAACCCGAGCCUGAACCAGAAUCAUCACGCGUUCCAGGCUCGGCCGCCGUACCACCAACAGCAACAGGCGCAAUAUGUGCAGAGGCAUUUGUUGCAGCAGCAGCAGCAACAGCAGCAGUGGCUGAGAAGGGAUGCCAACGCCGUCGACGAGGUUGAGAAGACCGUGCAGUCUGAAGCCGUCGAUUCGAGUUCCCAAGAUUGGAAAGCAAGACUAAAGAUUCCACCAGCUGAUACUCGCUACAAGACAGAGGAUGUAACGGCAACUAAAGGAAAUGAGUUUGAGGAUUAUUUUCUGAAGCGUGAGCUGCUCAUGGGAAUAUAUGAGAAGGGUUUUGAAAGGCCUUCUCCCAUCCAAGAAGAAAGCAUUCCAAUUGCUCUUACUGGUAGUGACAUUCUUGCUAGGGCUAAAAAUGGAACUGGCAAAACAGCUGCAUUUUGCAUUCCUGCAUUGGAAAAAAUUGAUCAGGACAAUAAUGUUAUUCAAGUUGUUAUACUGGUCCCAACCCGAGAAUUGGCAUUGCAAACUUCUCAAGUAUGCAAAGAACUUGGAAAGCACUUGAAAAUUCAAGUUAUGGUUACAACAGGUGGUACCAGCUUGAAAGAUGAUAUAAUGCGCUUAUAUCAACCAGUUCAUUUACUAGUUGGAACACCAGGAAGAAUAUUAGAUCUUGCCAAGAAAGGUGUUUGUAUUCUGAAAGAUUGCGCUAUGCUUGUUAUGGAUGAGGCCGAUAAGCUUCUGUCCCCAGAGUUUCAACCAUCUAUAGAGCAGCUGAUUCAUUUUCUUCCUACAACCCGUCAAAUCUUGAUGUUUUCAGCCACAUUUCCUGUUACUGUAAAGGAUUUCAAAGAUAGGUAUCUUCAAAAGCCUUAUGUCAUCAAUCUUAUGGAUGAGCUAACUCUGAAGGGUAUUACACAAUUUUAUGCAUUCGUGGAAGAGAGACAGAAAGUCCACUGCCUAAAUACUCUAUUUUCUAAGCUGCAAAUAAACCAGUCUAUCAUCUUCUGCAAUUCAGUGAAUCGGGUUGAACUCCUUGCCAAGAAAAUCACAGAACUUGGGUAUUCAUGUUUCUACAUUCAUGCAAAGAUGUUGCAAGACCAUCGUAACAGAGUGUUUCAUGAUUUCCGCAAUGGUGCAUGUCGAAAUCUUGUUUGUACUGAUCUUUUUACUAGAGGAAUAGACAUUCAAGCAGUUAACGUUGUUAUUAAUUUUGAUUUUCCCAAGAACGCAGAGACUUAUUUGCACAGGGUUGGUCGUUCUGGGAGGUUUGGGCACCUUGGUUUAGCAGUGAACUUGAUUACCUAUGAGGAUCGCUUUAAUCUAUAUAGGAUUGAACAAGAACUUGGAACUGAAAUAAAGCAGAUUCCCCCACAAAUUGAUCAGGCAAUUUAUUGUCGGUGAUUGGCUUUAAAUACCAGUGUUGUGUUUACAGUUGCGGCUAAUAGCAGUGGUUAGUGUGACCGUGGCUCAAGUAGGUGGGUGAGAGGAUCUGCUAAGCUAGUGGCAAAUUGUGUAUUAUUGGAACCUGGCAUGAGAGGAUGCACUGUCAAAAACUGGGUAUUACCCAUUACUGAGUGCUUUCAGAUUAAUUCUGGUUUUGGGAGCCCUGAAACAUUGUUGAGACCUUUAAAAAGUUUAAUAUUGGCUUUUAUCUGCCAGAUAGUUAUUGGGUUCAGUUUGGGUUUCUGUUUUACAUUUGCAGAUUUAUUCUGUCAUUACAUGUUUUUAGUAUUGUAGUUUUAUAAUUGAAUGUUUUAGGGAUGAUAUACCUUGAUAUGGACAUGUUCCUUCCUUAUGCUAUUAUCCUAUGGCGAAUGCUCAUCGGUGUCUUCAGGGCACUGACUAAGGAAUUCAAAAUAGUAACUUUUCAUUAAAGUGUCAUGAAUAUAUCUCUAUUCUGUACUGUGAUUUCGAAUGCAUUUUCAAUUUGGAUUUUAAUAAAAACUUUUUGGAUUCCUUAAUCAGUGCCCUAGGGUUACUUAUUAGCAAGACCCUUGUGCUAUCAGUUUACCAUUAUAGGUUCUCUUAUAGAUUGUAGAUUAGUUGUAGGAAUCUCAACAUUUGCUGCUCAUAUUAUGCCAUAUGGUUCUUGGUGGUGCCGGUUUAUCCACAAUUGCUUGUCGCUAGGAUUUUCAUGGCCAUUGCCGUUGAAGACUCGAAGUCCUAACCAAGCUUCUGGAGCCUUUCUUUUGAUAGAGUCCUUUGUCUUUUUUCAAUUGUUAAUUUCAUGAAACUAUGUAGAUAUGGGACUGAAAUGGUAUUUCUGCUGGGUAUCUUCUGAUUUUCAUGGAUUUUCAGCAUUGGGUACAAUGCACAUUUUCAAGUAAAAAAAGAAUGCACAUUUCCAAGCGUCA
Glycine soja is the source of this 2812-nucleotide messenger RNA. Its product is annotated as DEAD-box ATP-dependent RNA helicase 8-like. Gene Ontology annotation, biological process: P-body assembly; cytoplasmic stress granule assembly. Gene Ontology annotation, cellular component: P-body; cytoplasmic stress granule. The record is from RefSeq and is a predicted model, not a curated record. The transcript has 10 exons. Bases 357 to 1859 code for a protein of 500 amino acids. Gene Ontology annotation, molecular function: ATP binding; mRNA binding; RNA helicase activity. NCBI's taxonomy places the organism in Eukaryota, Viridiplantae, Streptophyta, Magnoliopsida, Fabales, Fabaceae.